CCCGCUGGGAUACGAUCUCCGGAUUGCAUGUUCAGCAACCAUUCGAUAUGCCCUCAAGUUAUUAUACCCAUUCUUAUCAGCCCACUGCCGAAUGAUACUACUUAUUUUGGGGCAUUGGUGGGGUGUGUUGCAAAUAGAAUUGCUCGUGGGCGUUUCGUGUUAAAUGGAAAACCCUAUCGAUUAUUUAUUAACAAUGGAAACAACUCACUCCAUGGUGGUCACAGAGGGUUUAGUAAGGUAAUUUGGACCGUGAAGGAGAAAGUGGAUGGUGAUUACCCUUACAUCACAUUGUAUUACCAUAGUUUUGAUGGGGAACAAGGUUUUCUUGGUGAUCUCGACGUUUAUGUCACCUACAAGAUCUCGGGCCCGUAUGAGCUAAGCGGCCACAUGAAUGCCACCGCCGUCUACAAGGCGACGCCGGUCAACCUGGCGCAGCACACCUACUGGAACCUCGGCGGUGACAACAGUGGCGCCAUCCUCUCCAACACGGUCCAAAUCUUCGCGUCUCACAUCACCCCCGUCGAUGAAUCCCUCAUCCCAACAGGCCAAUGGAAGCUCGGGUGGAAAUGAUGAUCUCAGUGCAUCAAAUAUCAAGGAUAAUAAUAAUGGUUAUAUUACCGCACAGCAGCACAGUUUAUCAAUCUUUCAAGUUCUCAGGCCUGUUCCAGGUAAUUUUCUCUAUAUUCCUCCGCUGUCAUAUUUUGCUACUUAGUUUUGUAUGGUGAAACAGUUUUCAUGGUUGAAAGUAACUGCAAAAUUUGCUUGCGCUUUAUCUUAAGCUUCCCUUUGUCUUGUCUCGGCGACUCUUCUGUUCAAGUGAAUUAAAAGUCCUACCCGAUCUUUAGUGUGAUGUGUAUGAAUGUGCAUAAUUAUAUUGAUAACUUUGUUUAUUGCUCUACGUGAAAACAAGUUGCGUAGAUUUAUUUAGAUUAAUUAAAAUAUAUACGUACUCUUAAUUUACUGGAAACUAAAGAAGCAUAUUGUUAAAUGUUCUUUAACUAACUUGUUAUAGCCCAAAAGCAUUCUCUUUUCUAGCCAAUUACCAGCAUAUUUUUAUGAAACCUUUAGAAUAAUUAAUAUGCUUUUAUAAGUUUAAAAAGAAAAUACUGAUCCACCCUUAUAAUUAUAUAAACCUUGUAAUUAAAUACAAUUCUUGACCGGUGGAAGUUCCUAAUAUUUUAAGUUUAAUGGCUAUUUUACCUUUAGUAUGGUUCAUGAAGAUGAAGGAUUUUAUGGCAAUGAUAGUAAUGUGGAAAAAUUUACUAUGGCCUCUCCUAACCACCCACUUGUAAGUGGCAUAUAUGAGUUAAUGCUAGAAGUACCUUUGAAUGUAACUGAGAAAGUGCGAGAAAGACCUCUUUGUUUCGGUGAUUUUUGCAUGUGAUUGAUAACAAAGUAACUAUAUAGGCCAGAUUAAAAGUGCUUAGUAAUUUCUAGUAACAAGGCUUUUGGUAUAAGAUGCUACUGAUAAUUAUUUGGCCAGAUGUUUAUGGAUUGUUGUUAAUCCUUUCUGAAAUCACUGGCAUAGAGAAAGAUCUUUCCCUAUGUGCAGUUGGCUCGUACUUUCCGAUCGAGUGAAGUCCAACCCAAUAAGGGGACAAUAAAAGACUCGGAUCAAGUUUCUAAUUUGAGUUUAUACUUCUAAUUAAACGACAAUUAAACUGCUUAAUUUGACCUGACUACUAAUUGGAACUAAAAAGAUUUAGUUCUUAUGACUGUUAUAUAUACUUUUAUUUUUUGCUAUGUUACUUAUGAUAGAUUCUCAGUUGGAAUGAGCUUAUGCAACUUGAAUGUUUCAAUUUUUUUUGUUACAGAUUGAAGCAACAAGCAGAAUUUGACGUUCGCAUUCAAGGACGUUUAGCUGGAGCUUUUCACUUUCUUUUUUCUUAGCUUUCUAACAUUUGGGGUUCAAAUAAAUUUCUAUUGCAUUAAUUUCUAUUAGAAUAUAAAAACUUAUUUUGUUGCAUUUUAUUUUCUGCUCUAGAUCAUUGUUUAUAGUUUUGUUUCAAGAAUGAUUGUAUCAUCUUAUUGCAAUUUAGUAAUAUGACUCUUAUUUUUUUUUCGGAUAUUA
Molecule: messenger RNA, 2071 nt
Organism: Ananas comosus (pineapple)
Lineage: Eukaryota; Viridiplantae; Streptophyta; Magnoliopsida; Poales; Bromeliaceae
Product: aldose 1-epimerase-like
Exons: 6
Coding region: 28-570 (180 amino acids)
Biological process (GO): glucose metabolic process; beta-D-galactose catabolic process via UDP-galactose, Leloir pathway
Molecular function (GO): carbohydrate binding; aldose 1-epimerase activity
Source: RefSeq, a predicted model, not a curated record